Molecule: messenger RNA, 804 nt
Organism: Symbiodinium natans
Lineage: Eukaryota; Dinophyceae; Suessiales; Symbiodiniaceae
Source: the annotation of a GenBank genome assembly
AUGCAGCCAAGGCAGGCUUUGCCACCUUCCGGUGUCGACGGCAGCUACACCAUAGUGGACCAUGGAACACAGCAAGAUGUGAUGCCGCAGCUUGCAUCGCCAAACUAUCCCUACGUGCCCAGGACAGCCAGCGCACCAGAGGGGCAAGGUGAGACUCCCGCGUCUGGUCAAGGUCUGCUGGAGUUUGUGAAAGCCUACUGGAAGCUGGCAGUGGCAGCACUUGGCUUUUGGGGUGCUUGGAAGGCAGCUCGCAAAUUCCUUUGCCCCGUCAACAAGCCAUACUUGACUAUUGAUGAUACUACAAACGAAGUCGUGCUAUGCCUUGGAGAUGACUUGGACGCCGGAACAGUAAAGAAGGGCAGGAAUUUUUGCAUCCUUGACGUUGACAAGAGUCGAUGGAAGAAAGUCCAGUUGACGUCGACGACUCGCAGCGACUCCACGUGUCCGCCAGGUCUCUUCCCGUCAUCAAGUGCAGACCAUGACAAGAUAAACUUCAAGUAUCCGCAUGGUCGGGACUGGGUGCAUUGCGAAGCAUCCUUGCAACAAUUGCAAGGAAUGGUGGCAGACAGUCACCGUGCUGAUGCCCCCGCGCCGCCAGAUUUAGAUUUCUGCGGCGCUUCUUGCUUUGAGGCGGAGACUGCAGAUCGACAUCCUCACCUGUCUGAUUUCCACAUGCAGCAGGCAACCGAUGUCACCGAUGCGUUACGCGUGCCUGGGAACCAGGUGGGCAUGCAUCAGGACUCUGUCCCAGUUUCAUCAUGCAAGUUUGUGACCAGGGUCUCGUACGUGGUGCUGGAAGGAUAG